Molecule: messenger RNA, 4100 nt
Organism: Coccinella septempunctata (seven-spotted ladybird)
Lineage: Eukaryota; Metazoa; Arthropoda; Insecta; Coleoptera; Coccinellidae
Gene: Hem
Product: membrane-associated protein Hem
Exons: 2
Coding region: 186-3563 (1125 amino acids)
Biological process (GO): cell projection assembly; cell migration; cortical actin cytoskeleton organization
Cellular component (GO): SCAR complex
Source: RefSeq, a predicted model, not a curated record
ACGUCAAAAAUUCUUUGUACCGUGUUGUUUGAGGUUUGGUUCAUUUGAUAAAUAAAAUGAUUAAUAUGUAUUUAUUGAUGAGCAAUAACUUAAAAUGAUAUUAUACAGCUGAAUUGUUGUGGUAUAUCAGCAGAAAAACCUGACAAUUGUUAUGCUUUGAGAUUAAUUACCACUGUUGGUCUUUUAUGAUGUCUCGCCAAAUGGUUGUGAAUCUCAAUAAUGAGAGGAAAAUUGCUGAAAAACUCAUCAUCCUCAAUGAUAGAGGUAUUGGAAUGCUCACCAGAAUUUACAACAUCAAAAAAGCUUGUGGUGAUGCCAAAUCCAAGCCAGGUUUUCUGUCGGAUAAGAAUUUGGAAUCUUCUAUUAAAAGUAUUGUUCGAAGAUUUCCCACAAUCGAAUCCAAAACGUUAGUGAAUAUUAAUAGCAUUAAGAAUGAAAUAAUUAAAUCUCUCUCCCUAUAUUAUUACACAUUCGUUGAUUUAUUAGAGCUCAAGGACAAUAUUUGCGAGCUUCUCACUAUGAUGGAUGCUUUUCAAGUAGAACUGGACAUAACAGUAAAUUUUGAAUUGACAAAAGGUUACUUGGACCUGGUAACAACAUAUGUUUCCCUAAUGAUAUUAUUAUCGAGAGUCGAAGACAGAAAAGCUGUCUUGGGACUCUUCAACGCUGCCUAUGAAAUCGUGAAUAAUGCAAGUGAUCCUAGUUUCCCGCGUUUGGGUAGCAUGAUUAUGGAUUACGAUGUUCCUUUCAAAAAAUUAUGCGAGGAGUUUGUACCACAUGCUAAACUACUGUAUUCGGCGUUGAACUCAAUCACCCCCAUUUAUAUAUCCAGAAAUGUAUCUGCAGUGAAGUGGAGGGAAGAACAAAAGUUGACAUUAGUAGGAAAUCCAGGAAUGCUGUUGAAACCAAUCCAAGCUGAAAAGACAAGUUGUGAGUUUCUGUCCUUGGAUACCAUGGAACGAUGGGUUGUAUUUGGUUCAUUAUUAUUGCAUGCUAACCUUCAAAAAGAAAAUAAUAUAGCUUGGACUAGUGCACUUGAAUCAUCAUGGGUUAUACCACUGUUCAGGGAUGAAGUUCUGCACAUACAUCAGUAUAUCUUGUCAUUUUUUGAUAGUAUUAAGGGUUAUAGUAAAAAAGUAGCAGAGGUGAAAGAAUGUUUCAAUCAAGCUGUACAAAAAGCAGGUUAUCAGCAUCGAGAAAGAAGGAAAUUUUUACGGACGGCUUUGAAAGAGUUAGGAUUGAUUCUUACUGAUCAACCGGGUUUAUUGGGACCAAAAGCUCUCAUGGUUUUCCAAGGUUUAUGUUAUGCUAGGGACGAAGUUCUUUGGUUAUUGAGACAUUAUGACAAUCCUCCGCAACAGAAAAAUAAAGGUAAAUUUACUGAUGACCUUGUUGACAGGCAUUUACCUGAAUUGUUGUUCCACAUGGAAGACCUUCGGGUGCUAGUGAGGAAAUACAGCCAAGUCAUGCAAAGAUAUUACGUACAAUAUUUGGCUCACUAUGAUGCCAUAGAGUUGAAGCUGAUCAUUCAGAAUCUAACAAUGUGUCCUGAAGAAGAAAGUAUCAUUUUGUCUUCUUUGUGCAAUACCAUAUCGAACCUUUCCGUCAAACAAGUAGAAGAAAAUGAAACUUUCAACUUUUUCGCUUUCCGACUAGACUGGUUCAGACUACAGGCCUUCAUUUCCCCUGCUAAAGUACCAUUACAAAUUAUGAAUCAUAAGGACAUGGCCCAAUUUUUGGACACUGUACAAUUCCAUACGAAAAUGGUUGAUAAUUUGGAUGAAAUGCUGAUUGAAACGUCUGAUCUGUCCAUAUUUUGCUUCUACAGCAGAAUUUUCGAGGAUCAGUUUCAUAUGUGUUUAGAAUUUCCAGCGCAAAACCGAUACAUUGUUGCCUUUCCCUCGAUAUGCAGUCAUUUUCAAAACUGCACACAUGAUUUGUGCCCUGAGGAACGACACCAUAUAAGAGAACGAAGUUUAUCAGUUGUUAACAUGUUUCUCGAUGAAAUGGCCAAAGAAGCGAAGAAUAUCAUCACGGCUAUCUGCGACGCUCAGUGUAAAAUGAGUGACAAACUGCUACCUAAAAACUGUGCUCAGUUGAUCUCGGCACAGCUCCAAAAGAAGAAGAAAGAUAAAAAUAAGAAAAAUAUCAUUGAAUUUGAGAGGCCAGGCAAAGAAAGUUACAGGAAAACUAGAGAAAAUUUGACGACGAUGGAUAAGUUACACAUGGCUUUAACGGAACUUUGCUAUUCGAUAAAUUAUUUCUCAAACAUUAAUGUUUGGGAAUAUACAUUUGCCCCGCGAGAAUAUUUGCAUCAGCACCUAGAAACUCGAUUCUCGAAAGCUCUUGUAGGAAUGGUAAUGUAUAAUCCAGACACAAACGAGAUUGCAAAACCCUCCGAGUUACUUGUCAGUGUUAGAGCUUACAUGAAUGUGCUACAAACGGUUGAGAAUUACGUUCACAUCGACAUAACAAGGGUUUUCAAUAAUUGUUUGUUGCAACAGACCCAACCAUUGGACAGUCAUGGGGAUAAGACCAUUGCGGCUAUAUAUACCCAGUGGUACUCUGAAAUCUUGCUAAGAAGAGUUAGUGGAGGUAACAUAAUUUUCUCCAUGAAUCAACGUUCUUUCGUUAGUUUAACGGUAGAAGGAUCCAUUCCCUUCAAUCCUGAGGAGUAUUCGGAUGUGAAUGAAUUACGAGCUUUGGCUGAACUCAUCGGUCCAUACGGAAUGAAGCAGCUGAAUGAGACAUUGAUGUGGCAUAUAGCCAGUCAAGUGAUCGAACUGAAAAAGCUUGCAGAAACAAAUAAAGAUGUAUUGUUAGCCUUAAGAACCAAUUUCGAUAAACCGGAGGUGAUGAAGGAGCAGUUCAAGAAAUUGACACAUGUCGAUAAUGUCCUGCAGCGGAUGACAAUCGUUGGAGUUAUCUUGAGUUUCCGGGAUCUGGCACAAUCGUGUCUGACAGAUGUACUGGAACAGAGGAUACCCUUUUUACUUAGCUCAAUUUUAGAUUUUCGACAUCAUCUACCCACAGGUGACCCUAUGAAGGUUGUCAGCGAAAUGACAUCAGCAGCCGGAUUGCCUUGCAAAGUGGAUCCGUCUCUCGUGAACGCUAUCAAUGCACAAAAAGCCGAGAUAGAAAGUACUGAAGACCAUCUGUUGGUAUGUCUACUGAUGGUGUUUGUGGCCGUUUCCAUUCCAAAACUCGCAAAAUCGGAACAGUCCUUCUACAGGGCGUCUCUUGAAGGUCACACAAACAACAUACACUGCAUAGCACUCGCGGUGAAUUACAUGUUCGGUGCUUUAUUUACCAUCUGUAAUCAAGGCGAUAUAGAGGAUAGAAUGAAAGAGUUCUUAGCGUUAACUUCAUCUAGUUUAUUACGUCUCGGGCAGGAAGCUGACAAAGAGGCCAUAAAAAAUAGAGAAUCUGUUUAUUUGCUGUUAGAUCAGAUUGUACAAGAAUCCCCUUUUCUAACAAUGGAUUUGUUAGAAUCGUGCUUUCCUUACGCUUUAAUCAGAAAUGCCUAUCACGCAGUUUAUAAGCAAGAACAGUUGUUAGCUUAAGAUAUAAUAUGUAAUAUUGUGUUCUUUUAUAUUGUUUUAAGUAUUUAUAUUAUACAUAUCUUUAUUUAUGAGUAGAAUGUAACUUGAAUUGUCAAAAGUAACUGAAAAAAUGACCUAUGAGGCUUAUUCAUGAAAUAGAAAAAAAUUCGAUUGUACAAAUACUGUUCAUCAUUGAUAAGCCAAAGAAAAGUUUUGUGAGUAUUCCAAUUUUCAUUGUUUUAUUGAUUAACAAAGAAUUCCAAUCAAUAUAUAUUUCCUUGUGACAUUCAUCUCAUACAUUGUUGGAAUCAGAUAUAUAAAUUUUAAAGCUUUAAAUCGUUUAUUUCACAAAUGAUAAUGAAAAUUAUUGAUUUCAUUGGGAGAUGUUUGUGAUUAUUUUCCAUAUGUGUGAUUUGAAUCGAUGAUAGAUCUUUUGAUAGCAACAAUUAGGUUAUAAAUAGUAUGUAGGCACUGAUACUCCCUGUAAUUAAGUACCUUUGAUUUCAUAUUUAGUGUAACAAUAGAACAAAAUUCAAUAAAGAUUUUGUAUUAAUUAUA